AUGCAAAACACAAACACUUUUCAUAUACUAAAAGAAUCUUUAAAUGCUUUAUGCAAAAUUGCUUCUUUAUUUAACCAAUCCAAAAAAGAAACAGAAGAGGCUAAUAUAGAACAAUUUAAUCAAUAUGUGGAAAGAGUUAACCAAUGCUUCCCAUUGGUGUUUCGAUAUCAGGUAUCUAUACCAAAUGUAGAGUCACCAACUGAAAUGGUUAAUACUUUAGACUUCAUUAACAAUGUUUUAUUGUCUUGUAUAACAACACCAAUCAGUGAAAGUGUUAACUUUGUGAAGAAAGAAGAAAGCUUCUUAAGAGGGUGUCAAUCUGAUGAGGCAAUUAAACAAAAAAUGCAGGAGCUUUUCCAAAUGAUACAAAACAUUAUACUUAUUAAUAAUGUUGGUCCUAACAUUAUCUCAAUUUACGAAAGUAUCAAGACUGCCAAAGGAGAAGAGUUAAGAAGAGAUUGUGACCAAGUAGCAAGAUUAUUAUAUGCUUUAGAUCAAAGUAACAUUACCACAGUGACACUGCAGUUUGGUGAAGAUAUCAUUGACCUUCCACUACAAAUUAGAGGGAUUGGAAGCAUUGACAAUAAACCUAACAACGCAGAUCAGAAAAUAGUUCAAAAAGAUGAAAGAAGAAUACCUCAAAUGAAUUACGACCAAGAUUCAAAACAAAGGACGUUAUUGGAAAUUAGAGAAGAGUAUCAAAAAAUUAAAUUAAAGAACACUGAAAUGAAAAAAGAUUUAGAAAUUAUUAAACAAAAUAACCAGAAAACUGCUAAAGAGAUUAAUGAUGGCCUUUGUAAAAUGAGAGAAAUGCAACAAAAUAAAAUCAAAGAAAUGCAACAAAUGAUAACACAGUUGAGAAUGAAAUCUCAAAACGACGAAGAAACUAUUGAUAACCUAACAAAAGAAAAUCAAAGACUUAAAAAUUAUAUUGAACAAACCCCAAUAAAUCAAAAGAGUCAAGAAACUUCCACCAAAGAAUUACCACCACUCAAUAAAGAAAGUAGUAGUGCUAAUGGAAUUGAUGAUAUACCAAUUGAACCAGAAAUUAUAUCUGUUGACAUUCCAAUCCAUCAUUACUUCACUGGGUAUCAAGAAGAAAUAGAAAUAAAUGGACAAAUAUUUACUGUCCCAAUCACUGUUGGAUUAUCAGAUGGUGCUGAAUUUAAUUACAAAGGAUAUGGAAAACCAGUUAAUGGAAGAAAAAGGGAUUUGAUUAUUGUUGCCAAAACACAACAAACAGAAAGUUAUCAACGACAAGAAAACAACCUUUUCCAAACUGUUGCUAUUCCACAAGCUUAUAGAAACCAAAUGUUCCAAUGCUCUAUUCCAUGUAUUGAUGGAGACACUAUUCCUGUUAUGAUAACAGGGCAAGAAGGAGUACAAGGGCCAUAUGAGGGAUAUGGUAUGCCAAUUGGAACAACUGGAAAAAGAGGAGAUUUAUAUCUCAUAAUUAAGUUUAAUUAA
This is a messenger RNA of Entamoeba dispar SAW760, 1467 nucleotides long. RefSeq lists its product as uncharacterized. The record is from RefSeq and is a predicted model, not a curated record. The transcript has a single exon. Bases 1 to 1467 code for a protein of 488 amino acids. Gene Ontology annotation, biological process: protein folding. Lineage: Eukaryota; Evosea; Mastigamoebida; Endamoebidae.